UGUAUUUUUUUUCUGACGCUUAGACCAGAAAAAAAAAAAGGAACUUCCGACAGAGCUACACAUCCGGAUUCGCUUCGCUGCCCGCCGAUCUGCCUCGCCGCCGGCCAGCCACACAGCCGGCGUCGUGCCCACAACCGCCUUCUCAGACAAAAUGGCAAGCUCCGAUUCACCUCCUUCCCAACCUCUCCCUCCAACCCCCAGACCCAGAGUCAGGCACCACCGCUCCAUCGUCCUCCUCACGGCACCGUCCCUCCUCGCCGUCGCCGUCGCCAUCCUCUUCGCCACCUCAACCAACCCCCUGCCGCGCCUCCUCCACCUGCUCCUCAGGCCCAGGUCCCUCCUUACCCGCCCGCCGGAGCCAGUUCCAGCUGCCGACACCUCGGGGCACGCGGGACGCCCACCAUGUGUUCUAUGGAUGGCCCCAUUCGCGUCCGGCGGCGGAUACUGCUCCGAGGCCUGGUCCUACGUCGCCUCCCUCGAGGGGAACGUCGCCGCGGGGUUCGGCGCCAACUACACGCUCUCGAUCGCCCACCACGGUGACCUCGAGUCGCCGGAGUUCUGGCACGGCCUGCCCGAGCAGUCCAAGGACCUGGCGCACAGGCUCGCCACCGCGCGGUGCGAGCUCUCGCGGGCCAUCGUCGUGUGCCACAGCGAGCCCGGCGCGUGGUACCCGCCGAUGUACCAGUCUCUGCCCUGCCCGCCUACCGGGUACGACGAGCCGGCCUUCAUCAUUGGCCGGACGAUGUUCGAGACUGACCGUGUCUCGCCGGAGCAUGUCAGGCGCUGCAACCAGAUGGACACGGUCUGGGUACCGACGGAUUUCCAUGUGUCGACGUUCGUGAAGAGCGGGGUGGAUCCUUCGAAGGUCGUCAAGGUGGUGCAGGCCGUCGAUGUCGCGUUCUUCGAUCCGGCCAAGCACGUCGCAUUGCCACUUCCAAUUGGUUUCUCUGUCAUGGCGUCUGAUGAUUCAACAAUCGGCACGGAAGACAGUAGCUCCAAGGCCAAAGGCUUUGUGUUUCUUAGUGUGUUCAAAUGGGAGCAGAGGAAGGGCUGGGAUGUGCUGCUGAGAGCAUUCUUGCAGGAGUUCUCUGGAGCUGAUGACGUUGCACUCUACCUACUGACCAAUGCCUAUCACUCUGACACCGAUUUCGGAGGGAAGAUCCAUAGAUUUGUGAAAAGCUCUAGCAUCGAGGAGCCAGCGGAAGGCUGGGCAGAGAUCCGGGUGGUUGAUGAGCAUGUCCCACAGUCUGACCUUCCAAGGUUGUACAAGGCCUCAGAUGCAUUUGUGCUACCUUCCCGUGGCGAGGGAUGGGGCAGGCCGGUGGUUGAGGCGAUGGCCAUGGAACUACCGGUGAUUGUGACGAAUUGGUCAGGCCCAACGGAAUACCUGACUGAAGAGAAUGGGUACCCAUUGGACGUGGACAGGCUGACUGAGGUCACUGAAGGGCCAUUCAGGGGCCAUCUCUGCGCUGAGCCAUCAGUUGAUCAUCUGAGAGCUUUGAUGAGACGUGUCUUUGUUGAUCGAGAAGAGGCGAGGAGUAAAGGAAGGAAGGCAAGGGAAGACAUGGUCAAUAGGUUUUCUCCCGAGGUUGUGGCAAUGAUUGUUGCUGAUCAGCUACAGAAGGUGGUUGCCAGUACGCAGUACUCAGUAGAUGGAUAGCUGAAAUGUGAUCAUGAAUUUGGAAGGAAAGUAGAUAUCAUACACCACACGAGUCAUGCAGGUAUGGUAGGCAUGUUAGUCAGUGCUACUUAGAAGUUAUGUGUAUCAGUUUCUGUAAUUGUCGGAUAAACGGUGACUGUUGUUGUUUUGCCUUUAUGCCAUCAUUAAUUGAAUGAUAAGCAAUCAUGUUAUUAAUUUUUGACAUUA
Molecule: messenger RNA, 1867 nt
Organism: Lolium perenne
Lineage: Eukaryota; Viridiplantae; Streptophyta; Magnoliopsida; Poales; Poaceae
Source: RefSeq, a predicted model, not a curated record